UCACUAAGAAUCAGGGACGGUGAGCUCCCGGGGCCGCAAUACCCUGAGAACGCAGCUGGGUCGCUGAGCCUCCGGAAUCCGGUAGCUGAAUGAGAUACGCACGGGUCACCGGCUAGAUUGAAAUCUUGCGUCCCUCCCAGCAUCCUGGAGUCACGAGACAGGGGACUAGGACAGAACUCUGGUCCCAGGCGCGCAGGGACUGUAUCGCUGUUCCUGGUGCUGAAACGCCGCGGUUGCCGAGGGCAGCAGCCGCCUGCUCUCAGGGUACCGCGCCGCAGCGGCUGCGGGAGCUGUCCAGUGCUGAACCGGAUGCGGCCCGGUCCGCGGGGCUUAGACCCGAGCCGGCUGCACCCCGCAGAGCCCGGACAGAGCUUCUGGGAGCACUGACUGCAGAGCGCUGGGAGAGUGGGGAGCAGCGGGCUCCAAGCCAGGCAUGGAUCUGCAGAGACUCGACUCCUACCAGGGGGGAGCUGGCCCUGACUUCCAUGAGCACGUCCUGUAUAAGACCAUCCUGGUGGGCGACAGCGGCGUGGGGAAGACAUCUCUGCUCGUUCAGUUCGACCAGGGCAAGUUCAUCCCGGGAUCCUUCUCAGCCACCUUGGGCAUCGGAUUCACAAACAAGGUGGUGACCGUGGAUGGUACGAGGGUGAAGCUACAGAUCUGGGACACCGCAGGGCAGGAGCGGUUCCGCAGUGUCACCCACGCUUAUUACCGAGAUGCCCAGGCCUUGCUCCUGCUGUAUGACAUCACCAACAAAUCUUCCUUCGACAACAUCCGGGCCUGGCUCACUGAGAUUCACGAGUACGCCCAGAGGGAUGUGGUGAUCAUGCUCCUAGGCAACAAGGCGGAUGUGAGCAGUGAAAGGAUGAUCCGUUCAGAGGAUGGAGAGAUGCUGGCCAGGGAGUAUGGCGUUCCCUUCAUGGAGACCAGCGCCAAGACGGGCAUGAACGUGGAGUUAGCCUUUCUGGCCAUUGCCAAGGAGCUGAAAUACAGAGCCGGUCGGCAGGCCAAUGAACCCAGCUUCCAGAUCCGAGACUAUGUGGAAUCCCAGAAGAAGCGGCCCAGCUGCUGCUCUUUCUUGUGAAUCCCAAGGGGCUGAGAGGAAGCUCCAGAGACGCACAAGGAUGCAGCCUUCUCCCUCAGACCUGGUUUAUUCUAAGCGGCUGAGCCAAUGAGGAGAGAGUUGGGGGACCCAGUGCACAGCCCCUCCGUACUCCUGCCCCUAUUCUAGCUCCUGUAGCUUCCCUGCAUCCCCGGAGGAGGGUAAAAUAUUUUUAUUUCAUUUUAAUGAUACAUAAUCUAAUCAAAAGGACACCAGAAAACGGAGGAAGGGAGCUGGUGCCCCUUUUGCCUUCUAGUGCUAGGACUCAGGGGCCUGGGCCUCCCACCUACCCACCAUGAGGGUGAUAUUGCACCAGCUCAGCACCAGGGGGCACUGAUGCACUUCUGGGGUAUGAGGCAGGUAGUGACCCCCAUUCCCACCCUUCAGCUGGCAAGAGGCUGAGCAGACCCAGGCCUUCAUUUCCUCCGGCUCCCCAGAGAACAAUCUUCCCCAAUAAGACAGGGCCCUUGUGCCGGGAGCUAGACCAAAGCCUCAGGAAGAUAAGAGAUGUGGAGAUUGGGCAGGGACCCAGCUCCCUGGGGGGAGGGGGGUAGAGGAGUAACAGAGAUUAGGUCUGUUAGGCUACCUCUGGCCUUACUAGCCCCUCUCUGGGAGGUGCACCCCAUUUCCCCCAGCCCACAAGCACAUUAGGGCACCUGGAAACAUCUGGUUCCUAUUCACUGGACCUCAGAUCCCAGGGGAGCCCCUCCUCCCUGAAUCCCUGGCCUUAUCUUCCUACCUUUCUGCCUGUGUCCCCAGACACCUACAGUUACUGAUAGGGAAAGGUUAUUCUUCUGUUCCAAUCCUUUGGCAGGUAUGCAGCCCACAGGCUACUUCUUCAAGCAGCUGUAGUGCUUCCAUUGGAUAAAGAGCCAGAUAAAAAGAAAGCCCUGACUCCUGGAGUAGGUGGGAGGUAGAAGUGAGCAAACCUCACCCCAUUGUGUAACCCCUAAACCCAAGGGCCAUCUCCUCCCCCAUCAGCCACAUCCUUUUCUUCUCAGACGGACAUUCGGGCCCAAACUGCUUUAUCUCCCUUCGUACUGAGCCAGGUUAGGGAGUGAGAGGUCAUCCAUUUCUGGGAAAAUCAACGCAUUGUAUGCAAAACAAGGUCAUGUGGGUGAGGCUUGGGGUGGGGAGACGGGCAGCAAGGAGUUUACAUGCUAAAGGAGUUUACAUGGGGCCAAGGUCACAUGUCUCCCAAAGCCCUGACCCCAACAAUGGGAAGAGGGCAGGAGACGUGCAGCUUAUGACCUAGAGGCACCUUUACUCCAGCUCUGUUCACCAGGGGUGGGGAGAGGGGUGAGAAAGGUAUGCACUGUACAUUUCUGCAGCUGCUGCAUUUGCUUUCAAGGCAGAAAUCUUGCUCCCAGAGCAGAGUCAGCACGAUAAGGAAGCUCUCCAGGCCUCUCCCGGGCAGAGCAGGGAGGAGCCUGACCUUGCCGGGUUCUUCUGGGGCCCAAGGCAGGUCGCAGGCAAUCCAAUCACAUGGGCUGCUCUGGGCCUUUAGCAUUUGUGUUUUUCAGAAGUAAAUGGCAGUAUUUUGGAAAGUA
Delphinapterus leucas (beluga whale) is the source of this 2652-nucleotide messenger RNA. The record is from RefSeq and is a predicted model, not a curated record. Lineage: Eukaryota; Metazoa; Chordata; Mammalia; Artiodactyla; Monodontidae.